Molecule: messenger RNA, 1245 nt
Organism: Ailuropoda melanoleuca (giant panda)
Lineage: Eukaryota; Metazoa; Chordata; Mammalia; Carnivora; Ursidae
Gene: CAV3
Product: caveolin 3
Exons: 2
Coding region: 108-563 (151 amino acids)
Biological process (GO): caveola assembly; regulation of cytosolic calcium ion concentration; regulation of membrane potential
Cellular component (GO): focal adhesion; caveola; sarcolemma
Molecular function (GO): molecular adaptor activity; transmembrane transporter binding
Source: RefSeq, a predicted model, not a curated record
CGGCAGGGGCACAAGUCUGGGGACACUGAACUGUGUCCCUGCCCCAAGUCUUUUCAGCCCCAUUGGCUGCACAGCUCAGAUCUCCUGCUGCGGUCCACAGCUCCACAAUGAUGGCCGAAGAGCACACAGACCUGGAGGCCCAGAUUGUCAAGGACAUCCACUGCAAGGAGAUUGACCUGGUGAACCGAGACCCCAAGAACAUUAACGAGGAUAUAGUGAAGGUGGAUUUCGAAGACGUGAUCGCAGAGCCCGUGGGCACCUACAGCUUCGACGGCGUGUGGAAGGUGAGCUACACCACCUUCACGGUGUCCAAGUACUGGUGCUACCGCCUGCUGUCCACGCUGCUGGGAGUCCCGCUGGCCCUGCUCUGGGGCUUCCUGUUCGCCUGCAUCUCUUUCUGCCACAUCUGGGCGGUGGUGCCGUGCAUUAAGAGCUACCUGAUCGAGAUCCAGUGCAUCAGCCACAUCUACUCCCUCUGCAUCCGCACCUUCUGCAACCCGCUCUUCGCCGCCCUGGGCCAGAUCUGCAGCAACAUCAAGGUGAUGCUGCGGAAGGAAGUGUAAGGCCAGGUGGGGGCGAUGGGGGUGGCGGAGCAGGGGGAGUCAGGCCAGGCUGGCCCCACAGUACUGCUCCGAGGGCCUGCUGGUGAGCGCUUUCUCUCUGGGGACUGCUAUUUCCCCCCAAGAUGGAAGCACACGGUUUAGGGACACCGGAAAGAAAAGACAGGCCUGCCGCAGGACCCCGGUGGCCUUUCGGCGUGUCCCCUGCCCCACCUCGAUGCCCCCGGGGACCGGGAAGGAGGAAAGUGAGUUUGCUAAGAGGCAGCUACUGCAAGUCUUUGCAUCCGCUUGUACUGUCACAGCACAAACCAGCACUAGGUUCCCACCUGCAGUCCACCUGUCCAUGCAUGGCGCCCGGGAGAGCUACCAGCGACUCGUGGCAUUAGGAGGGUGGCUCCAAUAAAGGGUUUUGGCUGCAUUUGGGGAAUGCUGUACUUUGUGUGUGUCCAUAAGGCAGGUGCGUGUCCUGAUGAGCUCCAAAAAUAGUUUGCUGCCCUGAGAAACGAGCGGGGCAAGUUGGUUGGCCCUCCCCUUGGCCAAAUUCAAGAACCAGAACAGUGGGGUUCCUCUUGGGCUUCUUCUUAUUCGCUGGGUUUCUGCUCCGCCAUAUUCCUUAGGCGGUUAUUUCCCAUUGAAUUCUGUUGCUCUGGGCCAGCCAGUGGUCACCAACAGAAGAAAAUGGCCC